This is a messenger RNA of Cynara cardunculus var. scolymus (artichoke), 1636 nucleotides long. RefSeq names its product protein DETOXIFICATION 19-like. Gene Ontology annotation, molecular function: antiporter activity; xenobiotic transmembrane transporter activity. The record is from RefSeq and is a predicted model, not a curated record. The transcript is spliced from 7 exons. Gene Ontology annotation, biological process: xenobiotic detoxification by transmembrane export across the plasma membrane. Bases 27 to 1430 code for a protein of 467 amino acids. Gene Ontology annotation, cellular component: membrane. Lineage: Eukaryota; Viridiplantae; Streptophyta; Magnoliopsida; Asterales; Asteraceae.
CUAUCAAAGCUUAAUCUAUAGGCGGUAUGUCGUCGGAGAACACACUUCCAUUGAUUACCAAGGCGGAGGGCGGCGGAGGAGAUGGUAGUUGGUGGAAGAAGGUGUUGGAUUGGGAUGAAGCUAAGGAUCAAAUCUUGUUUUCCCUCCCUAUGAUACUAACCAACGUCGCAUACUAUUGUAUACCAUUAGUAUCGGUUAUGUUCGCCGGCCAUCUCGGAGAAGUUGAGCUCGCCGCCUCUAACCUUGCCAAUUCAUGGGCCACCGUCACCGGUUUAUCAUUCAUGGUUGGGCUAAGUGGUGCAUUGGAGACAUUAUGUGGGCAAGGAUUUGGAGCAAAGCUUUACAGAAUGUUAGGAAUAUAUUUACAAGCAUCCUGUUGGAUUUCCAUAUCCUUCUCCAUCCUCAUCUCCGUUAUCUGGUUCUUUACCGAACCCAUCCUUAUUUUGCUUCACCAAGAUCCUCAAAUCGCAAAACUGGCCGCUCUCUACAUUAAGUAUCUUAUCCCCGGACUAUUUGCUUACGGGCUUCUAAAUAACAUGUUGAGGUUUCUCCAAACACAAUCCGUUGUUGCCCCUUUAGUACUGUGUUCGGUGGCCCCACUUAUCCUCCAUUUCGGCAUUGCCUAUGUACUUGUACAACGGACUUCACUAGGUUUCGUAGGUGCUCCUUUGGCCGCUUCGAUUUCAUUGUGGAUCUCUGCAAUUAUGCUGGCGUUGUACGUGCUUUUUGACAAAAAGUUUAAGGAAACAUGGCAUGGUUUUUCCAUGGAGUCAUUCCGUCAUGUUUUCGCUACCUUGAAGCUGGCUCUUCCAUCUGCUGCUAUGGUUUGCUUAGAGUAUUGGGCUUUCGAGUUACUUGUGUUACUGGCUGGGAUUAUGCCAAAUUCAGAAAUAACGACUUCCCUGAUUGCAAUGUGUGUAAAUACAGAAGCAAUUGCAUACAUGCUUACAUAUGGCCUCAGUGCUGCUGCAAGCACGCGUGUAUCAAACGAGCUGGGAGCUAGGAAUAUCGAUAAAGCUAAGAACGCCAUGGGUGUGACUCUAAAGCUUUCGGUCCUUCUUGCCCUUAUCGUCGUUUUAGCUCUAGGGUUUGGUCAUGAUAUCUGGGCUGGUUUCUUUAGUAGCAGUCCUGUGAUCAUAAACCACUAUGCUUCCAUGACACCCCUGUUGGUCAUCUCAAUCAUUCUUGAUUCCAUCCAAGGAGUCUUAUCAGGGGUGGCGAGGGGGUGCGGUUGGCAACAUCUGGCUGUGUUCAUCAACUUAGGAAUGUUUUAUCUUAUCGGCAUGCCGAUUGCAGUUGUCCUCGCGUUUCUCGUGAAACUAUAUGCGAAGGGGUUGUGGAUUGGCUUAAUAUGCGGUCUGGCCAGUCAGACCGGUGGUCUGCUACUACUCAUGUAUCUCAAGAAAUGGACGCAAGUGGAACUCGACUGAAGCAACUGUUUUGCCGACACGGUUCUUGUUUGACCAAACGUCGGGUCAAACGAAGAACUCGACUGAGAUUUUGAAUUAUUGAACUCAUUAUGUUACAUGUGAAUGGCAUGUAACCCCUUUAACUUAUGAUUCUUGUGUAUGCUAUUGUAUUCUUUUUCUUUUCCCUGUUUAUCUUUCUAUGCAGGUUCGCUUGAGUACCAGCAUCC